GCCGAGACUGCGUCGCCGGACUCUGCUUUCACCACGCCUGCGCGGAGGAAGGGCGGGCGGGAGCCGGCCGGGUCUGCCUUCCGCGCGUGCGUUGUUGUGAAGGUGUUGUCGGCGGCAGGGCUGGUGGUUGGAGCGGGGUCCUUCCUGGCCCGGCUCGCCUUCUUCGCCGUUUCGCUUUCUUCUGCGUCCGCCCAGGCUUGACCAUGUCGUACGGCCCGUUGGAGACUUACCGGCCGGGGGGGCUGCCCCCCCGGGACUUCAGCGCCAUCAUCCAGAUCUGCAGCAGCAACGUACAGCGCCUGGCACAAUGCACUUCUCAGAUAAAGAAUUUGAUGAGUCAGCUGGGAACCAAGCAAGACUCCAGCAAGCUGCAGGAAAACCUCCAACAGUUGCAACACACAGCAAACCGGCUUGCCAAAGAGACGAACGAAUGCCUAAAGGAGCUGGGCUCCCUGCCGCUCGCCUUAUCCACGUCGGAACAGCGCCAGCAGAAACUACAGAAGGAGCGUUUAAUGGAUGAGUUUUCUGCGGCCUUAAAUAACUUCCAAGCAGUGCAGAGAAGAGUGUCUGAGAAAGAGAAGGAAACUGUUGCGCGGGCAAGAGCUGGCUCCCGUCUCUCUGCAGAUGAGAGGCGCAAGGAAGAGCAGUUGGUCUCAUUUGACAGCAAUGAAGAAUGGAAUCAGAUGCAGUCCCAAGAGGAAGACGUAGCAAUAACAGAACAAGACCUUGAAUUGAUUAAGGAGAGAGAAACUGCCAUUAGGCAAUUGGAGGCAGAUAUCCUGGAUGUGAACCAGAUAUUUAAAGAUUUGGCUAUGAUGAUCCAUGAUCAAGGAGACAUGAUUGACAGCAUAGAAGCAAAUGUAGAAAAUGCAGAAGUCUACGUGGAAGGCGCCAACGAACAGUUACAGAGAGCGGCUUAUUAUCAGAAGAAAUCUCGUAAGAAGAUCUGCAUCCUGAUUCUCGGCUUGGUUGUGGCUUCUGUAAUCCUGGGACUCAUUAUCUGGCUGGCGUCAAAAUGAAAUCCUGACGUGGAAUUGAAGUAGAUGCAGAGUUGUUGUUGUUUUUUCCCAGGGGAAAACGGGUAGGCUAGCCUGUGGAAUGAAUUGAAUUGAUUGCGAUGAGAUGACGCACAGACCGGUUUUCCUCUAGUAAUUAUUACAUAUAGAAACUAACAUGAAGAUAACUAGUUCUUGGACUUAGUGAACCAUGAAGACAGUAUUUAUCAGUUCGUGUGAACUUUAUUUUAUGUAAUUAAACUUAACUUUGUGGGUUUUUUGUUUUCUGUGCUAUGCUGCGGCUGUCCCGAAUGUAAAGUGUUGAAGGGUGUGAUCAGUAAUCUAUGAUGAUCUUGUUUGUUGACACAUGCAUUACUGACUUGAUUUUUUUUUUUAAUACAUGUGUGCUGCUUUUAUAAGUGACUUGCAUAGGGAUAACUUUCAAGGGCAAAAUCUGAUUAACCAAGCAAUUUUCAGCUCCGAACAAAUCACGAGGCAGUUCAAAGAACCCAUCCAGGUGCAAGCUUGUGAGCCACUUAUUUAUUUCAAACACUUGUUCGUGUGUUCCGUCUUAAAUGGCUUCUGAAAUGUUCCUGCUUUUCAGAAACUGCUUCUACUAUCGCACAGCGGGAGAAAAGUUCAGCUUCCCAUGGUGCACCCAGUUAAACAUUCCAUUUCCUACAUUGUAGCCUUUAGCUUUUAAGCUUGUCAGGGGCAAGUUCUAGACACAUCUGCCUUUGGAAUCGCACAAAGAAAAAUGUUGAGGCCAUCUGGGUUUGGAAACCAGAACGUACUCCACAAUUGACUAGUUUAGCCAGGAGAGAGAGAAAUAGCUAGUCUCUGGGAAUAGGCUUUCUCCCCAUUUCAUGUCCAUGGUGACAGUGAAUCAUUUAGCAGUGUGUCCUGCCAUUUUGUUUCCUUGUGGUGGUGUGGUCAGUGACAGGCUAUUGAGCACUCCAGUAUGGUUUGGUUUAUUGCCUCUAACACAUGCAUUUGUACCAUGAACUGCAGCACUGAAAAAUCAAAGGACGGACCCUGUGAUGUGCAAAAAUGGAGAUAGCCAGGAGACAUUGUGCAUUUGGGGAGUAACUGAAUGGUAUCUCCCUGUCUUUUUCAACAGAAGGUUUCGGACCUUUGUGGUAUACUUGGCUGAAAGUAUUUCUUGCCUCUCUAGACUGUGAGAGCUUCUCUGCUCUGAGCUGCUGUUUAUUAAAAGGAAUUGCUGGGUAGGGCUCUUGAGCUGGUCCUCCUCCUAAAAAUAACUGAUGAGAAAAGCUGAGAAGUUGACUUAGUAAGAUCCUGUAUACAAAAAGCCACAAAAUCCUUAUACUGACACACUCCCUAUUUAUUCUUUUUUUAAAAACCUUUUCCUUUAAAUUGCUAAACUGUGAAAGUUGGUGUAGGUGAAGAAUAAUGCCCUCAUUUGCACACAUCUUUCUUUGCACUACUGCUUCACCAUUCCAUCCACGUAACAAUCAAUAAACAUUUUUAAAAGGA
Messenger RNA from Hemicordylus capensis (graceful crag lizard), 2492 nucleotides. RefSeq names its product syntaxin 12 (gene STX12). Gene Ontology annotation, molecular function: SNARE binding; SNAP receptor activity. The coding region runs from base 204 to 1019 and encodes 271 amino acids. Gene Ontology annotation, cellular component: endomembrane system; synaptic vesicle; SNARE complex. The transcript has 9 exons. Lineage: Eukaryota; Metazoa; Chordata; Lepidosauria; Squamata; Cordylidae. Gene Ontology annotation, biological process: vesicle fusion; intracellular protein transport; vesicle-mediated transport. The record is from RefSeq and is a predicted model, not a curated record.